Molecule: messenger RNA, 2046 nt
Organism: Cutaneotrichosporon cavernicola
Lineage: Eukaryota; Fungi; Basidiomycota; Tremellomycetes; Trichosporonales; Trichosporonaceae
Gene: KEL3
Exons: 5
Coding region: 1-2046 (681 amino acids)
Molecular function (GO): protein binding
Source: RefSeq, a predicted model, not a curated record
AUGCCCCCAAAGAAGGGCGCUAACACAGGCAAGGCGGCCGCCAAGGCCGCCAAGAAGGAGAAGCAGGCGUCCAAGGCGGCGAAGAAGGAGGCCGCUGCUAUCAAGGCUUCGUCAAAAGGCAAGGGCAAGGCGGCCAAGGAGGAGGACGAGGAGGACCUCGACGCGAUCCUCGACCGCUACAAGGCGGAGAUCGAGGCGCUUACCGCGAACACGGUGACAACGCUCGAGACCCCACCGCCGCCGCGCACUGGUGCACUGUUCUUGCCGUCGCCAUCGACGCUGUCGUCAGAAAGCAACCACCUGUACCUUAUCUUCGGGGAGUACUUUGACGGGCAGCGCGCCACAUUCUACCCUUCCGUACUGCGAUAUGACGUGGGCAAGGACGAGUGGCGAGAGUACAAGAGCGGGAACGCGCCGGCGCCCCGCAGCAGUGCCGCAGGUGUGGCAGGAGCGGGGCUGGCCGAGGGCGGGGGAAUCCUCAUUUUUGGCGGGGAGUACGCGAGUCCGACGCAGACGAGCUUCCACCACUACCGCGACAUGUGGUUGUUCUCAUGCAAGACACACAGCUGGGAGAAGAUCGAUUUCAAGCGCGGGCCCACUGGCCGCAGCGGGCACCGCAUGGUGCUAUGGAAGAACUACGUGGUUCUGUUUGGCGGAUUUAUCGAUGUCGGCGUGAGGACCAACUACCUGUCCGACCUGUGGGUGUUUGACAUGGACACAUUCCGGUGGCAUCAGAUAGAGCACAUUGACAAGGAUCGCGCUCCCGGCCCACGCAGCGGCUUCUCCUUCAUCCCCUGCCCAGAGGGGGCCAUACUGUAUGGCGGUUACCGCAAGGAGUACGUCAAGGGCACAAGACCAAAGGGCAUGCCACUUGACGACUGCUGGCUGCUGCGCAUGGACGCAGACUUGUCGCAGCUCAAGUGGGAGCGCCGGAAGAAGGUCGGGUACGCGCCAACCCUGCGCUCGGGCGCGUCCAUGGCGUACUGGGCGAGCAAGGGUAUGGGUGUGCUCUUUGGCGGCGUGCUGGACGAGGAGAAGGAUGAGGAGAGCAUGGAGUCAGUGUUCUACAAUGACCUUUUCGCGUACAACCCAGCCGGAAAUGGGCGGUGGUCCAGUCUGAACCUGAAGAAGAAGAAGAAGAAGGGCGGUAAGCGGCGAGCACGGAAGGCCAUUGCAAUUGAGCAGAGGAACGGCGACGACGAUGCCGACAUGGACAUGGCGGAUGAGCAAGGCGACGGCGACGGCGACGGCGAUGAAAUGGUAACAAGAGAGCCCAGUCCGUCACCCUCCCCCAUGCCUGUCGACGACGACGACGACGACGACGAUGACGACGACCCGCAAAAGACCGUCCCCCUGACUCGGUACAACGCGAUGCUUGCCAUCAUCAAGAACACCCUAUUUAUCUACGGGGGGAUUUUCGAGACGGCUUCUCCUGCCCGCGAGUAUACGCUGGACGACUUUGUGACCCUCAACCUGGAAAAGUUGGACCGCUUCAACCAUUUACGCGGAACAGGGAUCGACGAGAUGGUCUGGGCUGGCAGCGAUGACGAGGACGGGCAGUCCGACUCUGAGGACGACGAAGACGAUGAUGAAGACGAGGAGGAUGAGGAGGAAGAGCUCGCUGCACUCGAGGACGAGGAGGAGGGCGACGGCGAGGCGCGCGAGGCGGCACACGCCGCUCUCAGUCAGGCGGAAAAGGACGCGCUGCGACGUGAAGCGACAAAGUUCAUGGGUGUGUCUAAGGACGCUGGACGGACCGAGGACGACGUGCUUUCCACCCCUUUGCCAGGCGAGAAUUUGCGCAUGUUCUAUGAGCGCACAAGGGAGUACUGGGCCGGCAUGGCGUACAACCGCAGUGGGAACCGUGGGAAAACACUGCGGCGGGAAGGAUUCCACCUCGCAAGCGCGCGGUACGAUGAGUACCGGCCCGUCCUCGAGGAGAUCCAGCGCAUCCAGCGCGAGGCGGAGCUCGACGCCGCUGCGGUCGCUGCCAGCAAGCGCACGACGAUGGGUGUCGUCGGCGAAGGCGGACGCAACCGCCGCUAG